Messenger RNA from Polyodon spathula (Mississippi paddlefish), 4778 nucleotides. RefSeq names its product leucine-rich repeat transmembrane neuronal protein 4-like. The coding region runs from base 747 to 2498 and encodes 583 amino acids. Gene Ontology annotation, molecular function: protein binding. The record is from RefSeq and is a predicted model, not a curated record. The transcript has 3 exons. NCBI's taxonomy places the organism in Eukaryota, Metazoa, Chordata, Actinopteri, Acipenseriformes, Polyodontidae. Gene Ontology annotation, cellular component: extracellular matrix.
CGUGCUGUAGCUCGCUGCUGUUAUGAGGAGAGAGAGAGAGAGAGCAGAGGGAGGCAUUAAUUUCACCAAAACGCUGUUUCUCAACAUGCACAUUUAAAGCGAGUGAGUCAGAGGGACAGAGUCCCCGGCACAGCGCAUUGGAAUCUACAGAAUCGAGCCUGGCUGUAGUGCUUUUUACAGCGGACCGACCCGGACAGUAUCAGGGAUGCUUCUAACUAUUCUCUUGGGAAGUACCUAAUGGGCACGAUGGAUGGAUGGUACGGGGGGAAAGAAUAAGUAGAAUAAUAAGUAGAGAUUGGCUCUAUAGUAAACUUUACCACAGUGGAUUUCUUUUUCCGUUGACGGAGUACCUGCUACCCUAUGUAAAGCAUCAGUAUUAAUAACUGGGUUUAUUGGAUUUGGGGCGCAUUUUGUUUCCCUGCUCUCUGUCGCUGAUUGUGGGAAAUUGAAAUUUGUUUCUGCUUCAGAUCGUGGGCUGAGAGAUGCUUCAUGGCUGGAAGCGGCUUGCGGGUUUGAGGUACCGGUACGAGCCUCCAAACACUCUCCUUACCUUGGGAGCGCAAAGGCGGGUAAGCGCGCAGUGUGUGUGCUCGUCGGCGGAGCGUCUCGGUCGAAUUGGACUGUGCUUGGAUCGAGUCCCACACAGCAGCGGCGCUUUCAGAGGACAGUGAGUGUCAUGCGGGCUGCGGAGCCGAACGCACCAUAGGUAUAGACACGGGGAAGGAGCGGAUAUCACAAUAACAGAGAUGGGGUUCCUGGUGGGGGCUGGGCGGCUGCUCCAGGCCUGGCUCCUUGUGUCUCUGUGCCUGGCAGAGCGGUCGUGCCCGCGGAGCUGCCGCUGCGAUGGGAAGAUCGUGUACUGCGAGUCCAACGGCUUCCGCGACGUUCCCAACAACGUGUCCACGGGCUGCCAGGGCCUGUCCCUGCGCUACAACAGCCUGCAGAAGCUGCGUGCCGGACACUUCUCCAGGCUCCACCAGCUUAUCUGGCUGUAUCUGGACCACAACUACAUCACUGCCGUAGACGGAGAUGCCUUCCAGGGCACCCGUAGACUCAAGGAGCUGAUCCUGAGCUCCAACAAGAUCUCCCAGCUGAGCAACCGCACCUUCCACGCCGUGCCCAACCUGCGCAACCUCGACCUGUCCUACAACAAACUGCAGGCUCUCCAGCCGGAGCAGCUCCGGGGCUUGAGGAAGCUGCUGAGCCUGCACCUGCGCUCCAACGCCCUCAAGAGCAUACCUAUCCGAGUGUUCCAGGACUGCCGCAACCUGGAGUUUCUAGACCUGGGCUACAACCGGCUGCGCAGCUUGACCCGCAAUGCCUUCGCCGGCCUGCUCAAGCUCACCGAGCUGCACCUGGAGCACAACCAGUUCUCCAAGGUCAACUUUGCCCACUUCCCACGGCUCUUCAACCUGCGCGCCCUAUACCUGCAGUGGAACCGCAUCCGCUCCCUCAGCCAGGGCCUCUCCUGGACCUGGAGUUCCCUGCAGAAGCUUGACCUCUCCGGGAACGACAUCCAAGCCGUGGAGGCCAACAUGUUCCAGUGCCUGCCUAACCUCCAAACCCUCAACCUGGACUCCAACAAGCUCAGCAACGUCUCCCAGGAGGCCGUUGACGCCUGGAUCUCUCUGACCACCAUCAGCCUGGCCGGCAAUAUCUGGGAGUGCAACCCCAGCCUCUGCCCUCUAGUGGCCUGGCUGCGGAACUUCAAGGGGAACAAGGAGACCACUAUGAUCUGCGCCGGGCCCAAGCUAGUGCAGGGGGAGAAGGUUAUGGAGGCUGUGGACAAUUACAGCAUCUGUAAAGAGACCCCACCCCCAGCCACCGAACGACUACCCCCUACUGCACAGACCCCAGACAGAGCCAGGCUUCUCCCUCAUCCUACUCUGCCCAGGCAGGGGGAGUCUCUCAGUUCCCCUCCCAGCCCCUCGCCCUCCAUUGGCCAGACCUCAGCCCCCGAGAUGGAGUUUGAACUUGUCUCUUUCCACAAGAUCAUCGCGGGCAGUGUGGCGCUCUUCUUGUCAGUGGCGAUGAUCUUGCUGGUGAUCUACGUGUCGUGGAAACGAUACCCGAGCAGCCUGAAGCAGCUGCAGCAGCGCUCACUGGUCCGCAAGCGCCGAAAACAGACGCGGGAGACGGAGCGGCCCCUCAGCUCCCCGCUGCAGGAGUAUUACGUGGACUACAAACCCACGAACUCUGAGACCAUGGAUGUACUGGUCAAUGGGACAGGACCCUGCACCUACACCAUCUCAGGCUCCAGAGAAUGCGAGAUCCCUCAACAGGUGAGCCCCCUAACCUUUUACAGCUAUGAGCAGCCAAUUGUGGAUUACUGCCAGGCUCACCAGCCUCUGCACCUGAACAUGGGCUUCGAGAGCGCCCCCCGCAGGCUGGAGCGGGGGGGGGGUGCAGACAGUCCCUCUGUCCCUUACAGAGACCAGGACCCCACCCCAGUGAGAUCCAGCAGAGAAGACCAAGCCUCUCCUGAGAGGUGUUACUGAUUACCUUGGAUUCCAGUGAGGAUUGCAGAGCUGUGUGAGAACAAUGGAACGGAGCAGCAAAGCCUCCAGACUCGUGUUCUGUAUCGGUUUCUUUUCUCUAGGUGUGCUGCCACUGCUUGUAAUGCUCUUCUGGAUAUCGCUUGUUUGUCAUAUUUAUCUGGCUAGCUGUUCACUACAAACAAAGUGAACAAACUGCAAAAAAAAAAGAUCUUGAUCUGAAAACCGAUCUUGUUUUGACUGCUGAAAACAUAUUCAUCUUGUCUAACUGGAUAACGAUUUUUUUUAUUUGAAUUUAAAUGGAUUUUUGUUUGUGUAUUUUGUGUGGUUUUGACGAUGCAGCAAUAUGAUGUGACAAUGGGGCUGAUCAUGCUUGAUGACCCGGUGUACAGUAGAUGAAGACGUCAUUUUGAAAGGGGUCGUUAUUGUUACUGGGAAUGUAUUCUCUCACCCAUCACAAAAUCACUCUUAAUUUUUACAAACAGCAAAAUUAUAAUUGAAGGUAACCAGUAACAGCUUCAAAGGGAAGGCAUUUUUUACUGUCUUUGGGACAGAUUCCAGGUGCAUCGCGGAGGGACUCCUACAGACUCCUCACACUCUCCGUAGGGACUUGGGAAUUUCUUGUACAUAGACCACUUCUACUAAAACAUUUAUCUGGCCAGGAGGAAGGGGAGGGGCCUGGCUGGGCUGGAGGCGGGGCCUCGUUGGGCUGGAGGCGGGGCCUAUACUGAAUGAAGGAGGAGCCUGAAGAGAGGUUUGAAAAUACAAAAUGAAAUACUGUCCUCCCUUGAAGGCUGUAAAAUCUCUGGUCCAAAUGGGUUUCAUUUACAUGCAAGGGUCUGUUAUCUGUACAAGAUACGGGUGUUUGUAUCCUUUCCUAUACCUACCCUGAAAGAUCUGUUUCCACUGCUAUUAGUACAGCUUUUACUGCGUUACAAAAUAUCUGUGACAAACGCCAGUAAGUAAAAUACUUAUCACAAUUAGAAAUAUUUAUAAUUCAAUUAGUAUACUCCUUCAUUAAUAUGAUGGUAAUUAUCCCAAGUGAAUGAAUGCUAGUUUAAAACAAAGUGCUCUAGCUGCAGAGGUUCUAUUAAAAUAGUAGUAAAUUAUCCCAAAAUAAAUGAAUGCCAGUGUUAGGUCAGCUUGAGAGAUAAAAAGAUAACAGCUCAAGUAGGGUUACUCCCUGUUAAAAGAACCCUGUUGUCAGAUGAUCAGUGAUUAAUUGUGUUAUUAAUGCUGGUUUUCAAGGAGUGCCAUCAUCUGGACUUGACACUUCCUCCCCCGAUCAAGUUUUUCAACUUCCAACUUCCAACUUCCAAUUCCCGAAGCCUUAAAACUUUACAAAAAUGCUUCCUUACGUUGAGCUCCCUGUUAGGGUAAUUCAAUGGAUGCGACACUGCCCUCUACUACACUGAAGGACAAUACUCUAAUAUCUGAAUAUCUGCAAAGCCCUGAUCCAAAGACUUGUUUUGAUUUCUUCAUCACAGAACAGGUUUCUAAUACCCAGCCUGUCAGCUGCUCUUCUCUAUACAAUCUUGUUAAUUGCACAGGAAAUGUGAUCACUCUGCAACAGAGCUCUCGGUGUAGGUGGGAAUUUUACUUGUGGAUGGAUGAAUUGCCUGCAGCUUCCACUAGGUAUGGAUUGAAUAAAUGACAAAACUGUUUCUAGGUUAUUCCUCCCACUGGAGAGCUGCAAUCAUUCUAAAUGAGCCCCCACCCCCUGCGCAGCGACAGAUGACAUGGAUCCAAAAUGAUUCAUAAAAAAUUGAUUGGUUUAAAUUGUAUAGAGGAUGAAUGUAAUUUCAAUUACCUCUCCCUCUAUAUUCUGGACCACCCCAGCCAGCAAAGUGUCACCAGGGCAACGAGGGUUCUGUUUGAGAUACAACUUUCAGGACAAGUUACUGGGAAGUGGCCAAUCCUAAUAACUGGCUCAGUCCCUUUGAAAGAUCGAUCUUGCUGUGCUGAUAACAGGUGCCCUUGCUUGCCAACUUAUAAAAUCCCAUUAGAAUCUAAAGGAAGAGUCAGUAAAAGGGAGCACAGAAUUCAUUUGCAGACCAAUUGGGCUCCGAUAGGAAAAAAGGAGGGUCUGUGCCAGGAUAACAGGAGCCGCAUUGGGUUGAAGUUCUGAGGGAAUCAUCUGAUUGGAGGAUUUUAUGAACACAGUCUUGUUUGAUUGGUCAAGUGGGAUGAACUGUGUGGUGGGUGGGGCUAACGUGCACUGGGGGAGGGGCUGGCUUUGGAAUAUGAUUGUGGAGUCUGACGGUUUUAUUAGUUGAGGGUUUG